AUGAAGCCACUAAAGACGUUCAACCUCCUCGAAGAAGAUGAUGUUGACGGCGACACCGAAGAUGACGAGAAAAUGGAUCGGCCCUCUUCGCCACACAUCACAGACAGCGUCCUCGGCGCCAUUUGUCGUAGACAUUGCAACACACUCCAGCACCUGACCAUGAGGUGUGAUUACAUUUUCGACGCCGUGGUGUCCAACUCAAUACUGACGUCGUUGGUCACUAGAGCAACAUCGCUCAAGACCCUCACCAUGAUCGUCUUUGGUUGUGAUCCCGACUUCCUCGAGCAUCUGCCUAGAAGCCUUCAGAUCCUUGUUUUCAUCCUUUUGGACUGCGAACUUCCUGCAUUCGGUGAAGCCGAUCUGAUAGAGCUUCACUCAAAACUGCCACAGCUACAGAAGAUAUCGUACAAGGAUCUGCGCAUUUCGGUACAGAACGACUAUCGCAACUACGUCGCGUGGGAUCCGGAAGGGGAGUUUGCUGGAGAUCUCGAAGUUGAUGCAACGGCUUUCUGA
Molecule: messenger RNA, 513 nt
Organism: Endocarpon pusillum Z07020
Lineage: Eukaryota; Fungi; Ascomycota; Eurotiomycetes; Verrucariales; Verrucariaceae
Exons: 2
Coding region: 1-513 (170 amino acids)
Source: RefSeq, a predicted model, not a curated record